Messenger RNA from Dermacentor albipictus, 2283 nucleotides. RefSeq lists its product as uncharacterized. NCBI's taxonomy places the organism in Eukaryota, Metazoa, Arthropoda, Arachnida, Ixodida, Ixodidae. The record is from RefSeq and is a predicted model, not a curated record.
CCAUUGUUUUUUAGUACGGAUGGCACACUGCUGUCCCAUUCCAUACACACAUAGCUUCACGAAGCGUUCGCCAAGGCUGGUAGCACGACGUAAUGCUACCUACUGUCUUUUUCCUUCAUCCAGGUCUAUGCUCCAGGUGAUGUCACAAGCUGCACGUUUGCAGCGCGCGCACGAACCCUCUGUUUGAUCUGUGCGCGCAUGCGGAAAAGUUCUGCUUCGUGCUGCUUGCCAUUGCAAUUGUUCGACUUGCAGCGGCUGAAACAAUGCCACAGCGGCUGCGGCUGCUGCGGCGCCCAUGCAGUGCUGUGGGGUGCCGGAGCGAACAGAGCAAGAAGAGCUCCGUAUCGUUCUUCAGAUUCCCCAGGGAUCCCGUCAAGCGUAAGGCUUGGGAGAUGAAUAUGGGCAGGAAGGACUGGCACGCAUCUGACGCUUCUCUUUUGUGCUCGGAACACUUCAUGCCAGACUGCUACAAUGAAGAUUUGCGCCUGCACGCCGAGUUCAGGAUACCCGUGAAGCUGAGGCUCCGGCCAGACGCGGUGCCGACGGUGUUCCCACACCGACCCAUUCUGCAAGCCAAGCACCGUGGCGCUUUCGAAAAACGUCGAAGAAAAGAGGUCAUUGAUGCUAUCUUGAGAGAAAGUGGUGGGAAUGAAGAGCUUGACAUGCAGAAGGAGCAUUCCCCACUGGGAGCAGAAGUUGCCGUGGAAGCAGAUCCAUGUUGUCUAGGUGGCGCAAAUGACUCCUUGACCUCAACUGCCUCGUGUAGCACAGAUGCAGGUAUACAGAACGACUGUGGGAGGCAUUCAGAAUAUGUUCAAGUGUUUCUGCAACCAGUACAACAACAUGUAUGGAUUCAAACCACUGCUAAGACUGCGAAUUCAGUGGCUGAACCAACUCUACCGCGGCACCCAUGUUGCGCUGUGGGGUGUCAGAGCAAAAAGAGCAAGGAGAGCUCCGUAUCGUUCUUCACGUUCCCCAAGGAGCCGGUCAAGCGUAAGGCUUGGGAGAUGAAUGUGGGCAGGAAGGACUGGCGUGCAUGUGGCACUUCUGUUUUGUGCUCAGAACAUUUCACGCCAGACAGCUACUUUGGCGAUUUGCGCCUGCUCUCCGAGUUCAAGAUACCUGUGAAAAAGCUGAGGCUGCGGCCAGAUGCAGUGCCGACCAAGUUCGCGCACAGACCCAUCCUGCAAGCCAAGGGCCAUGGCAUUGGGCCAUUGGAAGAAUGUCGAAGGAAAGAGGUCAUUCAUGCUCUCUUGAGAAAAAGUGAUGGGAAUGAAGAGCUUGACAUGCAGAAGGAGCAUUGCCCACUGGAAGCAACAACGGCCGUGGAAGCUGAUCCAUGUUUAGGUGGCACAAAUGACUCCUUGACCUCAACUGCCUCGUGUAGCACAGAUGCCGGCAUACAGAACGACUGUGCAAGGCAUUCUAAAUGUGUUCAAGUGUUUCUGCGACCAGUGCAACGACAUGUACGGAUUCAAACCACUACAAAGACUGCAGAUUCAGGUUCGCAAACUGAUGUUGGAUUUGAAGUAGGAGCUGAAGACAUUGGCACUACCUUAGUGUGGCACUCUGCUCCUCAUAAAAGCCGGCAGUAAAGUGGUGAACCGUUCAUCAUUUCUCAUGAUUUGGACUCUUCGCACAUGGUUGUUUGCUGGGAGCUUUAAAUGUGACUGGCGAGUCCCCUGGCUCACAGGAUGAAUCAAAAUAUGCUGUUUUGUAGAGUAGAUUAUUGCAGCUAUCUUCAAGAUGCAAGCAUCACAACUAAUGUGAAUGACACAGCACUUGAAGUCAUAGCUCUCUGCCCCAACCAGCACAAAUUUGUUUGGCACAGUCAGCCCCAAAUUGGACCAUUUGCUGCUGGGAAUGUGCUGCAGCAGAAAUUCUUUUCUGGCCUGAAUCCAGUGAAGUCUUUGCAGAUGCUGCCAUCGGCAAAGGUGGCUACCAUGUCAAAGAGGACUUCCGUCAUCAGCAGAACCUGUUCAUUCCGUCUGUGCAGAAAGUGUUAAGAAUCGUGUGUGCCAUCCAGUCUGCUUUCCACCGUCAUAUUAUAAAUGUCACAAGUAGAAAAAUUGGUUUAUUUCACUGACUGUAAAGUGCAGUACAGGUUAUUAUUGCAUCGCAGUUGACAUGAACACAAAUUUAAACUGCCUGAUAAACAGUUGCAAAGACCCAUUACCUCAAGUAACUUCCCCCUGCCACUAAUGCUGCUAAAGCUGCUGGUAGUGACACUGCCUGGAAGAAUUAGCUGUGGCUACUGUAUUAAAGUGCUGUUUCUAAACAUUG